AUUUUCCAGAGACUUGAGUUCCGUUUAACCUUUCCAUAAUUCUUCUUCCUUCUAACUCAAACCCUAGAGACCCCAAGACUUGUUUAAUAUCAUUAAGUCCCUCUCUGUACCUUCGACAUUUUGGCGAUAAUCCUCGGUGUUGAAUUUAUUCUCUGAGUGUUUUUGCCUUCCUAUCUUUUCUGGAGUUUUAAGGCUGCGGAAAACUUGAAUAUAAGCUCCUUAGAGCAUGAGCACUCAGACAGCGAGGGGAGCUCCUUUAAGAGGAUAUCGUCGAAGGAAGGCACUGCCGGAUCUUAAUUCACCACCAUGUGAAAGCAGAGAUCGGGAGGGGACGUCGAAUGAUAUCAGUUUACAGGAAGUGCAAGCUAGGCAACAAGGGUCGACAAUACCACCUGCUCCUAUUGAUGUUGAGGCAAUUGAUGACGAUGUUAUUGAGUCAUCUCCUAGGGCUUUUGCCGAAGCUAAAAACAAUUCUAGAAGGAACCAUGGAAGGAGUUUAGUGGUUGAUUUAGAUUCAGGUAACAUUGGAAGAUCUGCAAGGUUGACUAAUAAUAACUGUAGCAAGCGCAGAAGGGUAUCACCUAACUCAAGUGUUACCAAUUGUGAUGUGUACAUAAAUUUGGAAAGCACUAGCAACUCUAUGAGAGAGACUGUUAGUGUGCCUCAACCACCUCCACCUCGACCUCCACCUCCUAAGGAGCCUAUAUUUACUUGCCCAAUUUGCAUGGGCCCAUUAGUGGAGGAGAUGUCAACAAAGUGUGGUCACAUAUUCUGCAAGGGAUGCAUUCGGGCUGCAAUAUCAGCACAGGCUAAAUGCCCCACAUGUAGGAAAAAGGUCACAGCAAAAGAACUCUUUAGGGUCUUCCUUCCUGCAACCAGUUAAAUGACAGUUUCAAGCCCAAUAACUAAUCAUCUAUCCCUAUGCUUCAACCAAGAGAUAAGGGGACGUACUUUCCGAAAAAUGUGUCGUCUGUGGUAUGCUUGCAUUAGAGUUUUGCUGGGCAGUAACCUCUGCGCAAAAUCUGGUAGGACUGAUGCCAAGAGGAUAUCUCCUGCUGAAUACUUUCUAAAGCUUUUCUAACCUGUUCGACAUUAGAAUAUUUCCCAAGACUGCUUGAUAGACAAGAUUUUAACCCUUCAAGUUCUGAUAUAGUUACAUACUUUGGACAACCCACAGUAGGAGUGGUGUUGAUCCUACGAUUAGCCCCGUUUCCAUGAAUGAAUUGUGUUGGAUCCAAGUAGACUGAAAGUCCGAAACCUCACAAAAGACAUUACCCUGGAAAUGGGAAAUAAUAGGACACAACACACAAUCAGACCAUGUAGAAUACCGGAUUUUCUAAUUACUUGGGGUUUUCUUUAUAGUCAUUUGCUGACAAUGUUUGGGGCAGCUCAAUUUAAUUCUAUCUGCCCGGUGCGUCAAUGUUUUAUUACACAUUAUGUGGUGCUAAAGGUAUAUUCAAAUUGAAUCGAGUUUGAGUUUAAGUUAUCUUAA
Molecule: messenger RNA, 1492 nt
Organism: Mangifera indica (mango)
Lineage: Eukaryota; Viridiplantae; Streptophyta; Magnoliopsida; Sapindales; Anacardiaceae
Product: E3 ubiquitin-protein ligase RNF4-like
Exons: 6
Coding region: 227-883 (218 amino acids)
Source: RefSeq, a predicted model, not a curated record